Molecule: messenger RNA, 1073 nt
Organism: Trichoderma virens Gv29-8
Lineage: Eukaryota; Fungi; Ascomycota; Sordariomycetes; Hypocreales; Hypocreaceae
Exons: 1
Coding region: 227-862 (211 amino acids)
Source: RefSeq, a predicted model, not a curated record
UAUAAGAGCCGUCUCUUAUCUCUCACCGUCUCAUCACACAUCACAUACCCCUUACAUACCUCGCCCUCGCCUACUUUUGAUCAAUCAAUUGUAACCCGAGUCUCUUGAAUCAUCCUAUCUGAUCCCACGUGCAUCAUUUCCUCGCCGCCACUUACACAAGACUGCAUCAAGUCUCGGUUACCUCACUUGUGUUAUUACUCUCCAAGCUUAUCCGACACCACAAGCAAUGGCCCUCCUUAUUGGCCUCGUGGCCGCAGCCGCUCGAACAAUGGCCAAUAACGACGACCGCAGCCGGCAAAACUACAAUAAUGGGUAUAACAAUGGAUAUAAUAAUGGUCAAUACUACGAUAACCAAAACAACGGCUACAGCAACAACCGCAACGGUAGUUAUCCCAGCAGCUACAAUAAUGGUUAUAACAACGGCUAUGGAGGCAACGGCUACAACGCCCCUCCUUAUGCGGCUUACCCACCACAAAUGAUGAUUAGCCGUCGCGAAGAGCGUCGUAUGAAUAGAAAGAUGCGCAAGGCAGAGCGCAAAGCAAGGGACGCCGACAUGGUCUUGUCCUUGAUGAGCUCUGGUUCGCGUGCUGGCCCCCGCUCACCUGUACCUCCGUGUUCAAAUAUGCAGUCUCAAUCUGUUAAUGGUGGCGUGCCUUACAUGCAGCGGGGUGACAACUCAAGAGGACAAGCCAUGUAUUCCCGCGCACAGCAAGGGUCCAUGGCCCCAGAAGCUGAGGGGUCCCAAUGGCGGGAUAUCCAGAGUCGUGAUCGGCCGACCAGCCGAGGGGAUCUGGGCCCGGAAAGCUCGUCCGAAAGCCUACCGACAUAUGAGCAGGUAGUUCGAAAAUCCGGCAAGUCUUGAGCUGAGGGGAUAUUGAGAGGUGACGUGGAGAAGGAGGAGUGGCUUUGUUCCUGAUUUCCUUGCAUUGCUGUACGCAUGAUGAUUUGUUAGCUUUUAUUGAUUGCUGCCGGGUGACGUGGAUUAAUAGAUUGGCUGCAUCAAGGAAUUAUCUCAUCUGUCAGAUGAUUCGUCCUAGAUACCAUUGGAGUUAUUAAUAUAUGCUUGGUGUUUU